This is a messenger RNA of Punica granatum (pomegranate), 947 nucleotides long. The record is from RefSeq and is a predicted model, not a curated record. Lineage: Eukaryota; Viridiplantae; Streptophyta; Magnoliopsida; Myrtales; Lythraceae.
UGUCCCUCUCUCUCCCUCCUUUGCACCGCGAAACAGAUAAGAGAGGCUUACGAGCAGCAGAAGCAGCUGGAGAAGAACGUCACCGGAUAAGAUUGAUCGAGCCAGAGCGAGUGGGAAGGCCAAGAAAUUGGGGAAUGUCGUCACCGGCAGCGACGCUCUCGUGGAGGAGCUCCUCGUCCCUGCUCCAGAGCUUCGGCGGUUGCAGCAAUGAGGCCACCAAGCUGCCCGACAAGAGAACUGGGCUGCUGGUUUUCGCCCAGAAGAAAACCAAGAAGACCCGCAAGAUAAUACUGAAGGAGGACGUGGUGUCCCUGGGGAACAAGGGUGAGCUGCUGGAUGUGAGGGCCGGGUACUACCGGAACUUUCUCUUGCCCACGGGAAAGGCUCAGAUUGUCACUCCUUUUCUGCUCAAGGAAAUGAAAAUUGAAGAAGAAAGAAUCGAGGCUGAGAAGAUUCGGGUGAAAGAAGAAGCCCAGCAACUUGCUCUAAUGUUCGAAACCGUCGGAGCUUUUAAGGUGAAGCGCAAGGGUGGAAAAGGAAAGCAGAUCUUCGGAACCGUGACUGCUCAAGACCUCGUGGACAUUAUCAAGGCUCAACUUCAGAGGGAAGUAGACAAGCGAAUCGUAGAACUUCCAGAGAUACGCGAAACAGGGGAAUAUGUGGCAGAGCUGAAGCUUCACCCUGAAGUAACCGCUCGAGUGAGGGUGAACGUGUAUGCGAACUGAGAGAUGGGCAGUGUCCAGCUUGAUGCGAUCCCCACUGAGCUCGACUUGUAUAAGAAGCGUAAUUUGAUACAUAUGUAGAGGUGCAUUAGGGGAAUGGUUUUGGGAAGGAGAAAUGUAGUGAUUGUGUAAUCUUUAGAGUAAAGCAAGUAAGAGUUCUUUGUGAAUCAAAAUAGCCGUUCAAAUUUGUGUAUUAAAAUAUAUCAAAGCUUUUAUUUGUUGAUA